Molecule: messenger RNA, 4832 nt
Organism: Morone saxatilis (striped sea-bass)
Lineage: Eukaryota; Metazoa; Chordata; Actinopteri; Moronidae
Gene: trim3b
Product: tripartite motif containing 3b
Exons: 17
Coding region: 233-2533 (766 amino acids)
Biological process (GO): negative regulation of translation; proteasome-mediated ubiquitin-dependent protein catabolic process; protein polyubiquitination
Molecular function (GO): ubiquitin protein ligase activity; protein binding; zinc ion binding
Source: RefSeq, a predicted model, not a curated record
CAGUGUGUGUGUGCUGAACGGAAAAGGGAAAAGGCGAGAGAAGGGAAAGGGAAAAGGAAGAGUGGUCAGCAGGGCUGAGGGGAAGAGAGGAGGGGGGUGCAUGUGUGACUCAAAGGGUGUGUGCUGAUUAUUCAGUGUGACACUGACUUAACACAGAGCUGCCAUGGAGCCUUCUAGGCUGAUCUACUCCACACUUCUGACAGUUUACUGCUAUAAUUGUCCGUGGCUUUAAAUGUCCUCUGCCAUGGCAAAGCGUGAGGCUGGGAGCACCAGCCCUGUGGUGCGUCAGAUAGACAAGCAGUUUCUGGUCUGCAGCAUCUGUCUGGACCACUACUGCAACCCCAAGGUCCUGCCCUGUCUGCACACCUUCUGUGAAAGUUGCCUCCAGAACUACAUUCCCCCAGAGUCUCUGACACUCUCGUGCCCAGUGUGUCGGCAGACGUCCAUCCUGCCAGAGAAAGGAGUUUGUGCCCUGCAGAACAACUUCUUUAUCACUAAUCUCAUGGAGGUCCUUCAACGAGACCCAGAGUGCUCUCGUCCAGAGGCCUGCAGUGUCCUGGAGUCAGUCAGCGCUGCAGCUGCAGGGAAGCCACUCUGCUGCCCAAACCACGAGGGGAAGGUGAUGGAGUUCUACUGCGAGUCGUGUGAGACAGCCAUGUGUCUGGACUGUACAGAGGGUGAGCACCGGGAGCAUGUGACUGUUCCUCUGCGGGAUGUCGUAGAACAGCACAAGGCUGUGCUGAAGACACAGCUGGAUGCCAUACACAGCAGGCUCCCUCAGCUAACAGCAGCCAUCGAGCUGGUGAGCGAGAUCUCUCGCCAGCUGAAUGAAAGGAAGACUGAGGCGGUAGCAGAGAUUACCAGUACGUUUGAAGAGCUGGAACGGGCGUUGCAUCAGCGCAAGACGGCCCUCAUUACAGAUCUGGAGAACAUCUGCAGCACUAAGCAGAGGGUCCUGCAGGCUCAGCUUUCAUCCCUCCUGCAGGGGAAGGAGCACAUCCAGAGCAGUUGCAGUUUCACAGAGCAGGCUCUCAGCCACGGGAGUGCUACUGAGGUGCUGCUGGUUCAGAAGCAGAUGAGCGAGCGGGUAACAGCGCUGGCCAGACACGACUUCCCAGAGAGACCACAUCAGAAUGCACACCUGGAAUGUCAGGUGGAGACCGAAGGUCUGCGACGCUCCAUCCAGAACCUGGGUGUUCUCCUCACCACGGCCGCUGUGGCUCACACCUCUGUUGCCACAGGAGAGGGCCUCCGCCACGCAGCUACUGGGCAGCACCACACAAUUACUGUGACAACAAAAGACAAAGAUGGGGAGUUGGUGCGGACAGGAAACGCUAUUUUAAAAGCAGAGAUAUCGUCUGCUGAUGGGAGCCGUGCUGCAGAGACAGAGAUAGUGGACAAUAAGAAUGGGACAUACGAGGUGGGCUACACAGUACGCUCUGAGGGAGAGUACUCUUUCGCUCUGUUGCUGUAUGGCCAGCCGAUACGUGGUAGCCCGUUCCGCCUGCGGGCGGUCAAACCCUCGGAUGUGCCACAAUCUCCAGAUGACGUGAAAAGGAGGGUGAAGUCUCCCAGUGGGACAGGGGGCCACAUACGACAGAAAGCAGUGCGACGGCCUUCCAGCAUGUACAGCACCACCAAGAAAAAGGAGAACCCCAUUGAGGAUGAGCUCAUCUACAGAGUGGGUACCCGGGGCAGAGAAAAAGGGGAGUUCACAAAUCUGCAGGGAAUCUCAGCCUCUAGUAACGGCAGAGUGGUGGUGGCUGACAGCAACAAUCAGUGCAUACAGGUAUUCUCCAAUGAUGGCCAGUUCAAGAUGCGCUUUGGGGUCAGAGGUCGGUCUCCGGGACAGCUGCAGAGACCGACAGGCGUUACUGUGGACAUGAAUGGUGACAUCGUGGUGGCAGACUAUGACAAUCGAUGGGUCAGCAUCUUCUCCUCUGAUGGCAAGUUUAAGAAUAAGAUUGGUGCAGGACGGCUCAUGGGUCCCAAGGGUGUGGCUGUGGAUAAGAAUGGACACAUCAUCACUGUUGACAACAAGGCCUGCUGUGUCUUCAUCUUUCAGUCCAAUGGGAAGUUGGUGACUAAGUUUGGAGGCAGGGGGACGUCUGACAGACAGUUUGCAGAAAAACUUGGCCCAAACUUAAAUAAAUCUGGCUCAGUUUUCAGUCCACACUUUGUUGCCGUGAACAACAAGAAUGAAAUUAUUGUGACAGAUUUUCACAAUCACUCUGUGAAGGUGUACAGUGCAGAUGGAGAGUUCUUGUUCAAAUUUGGCUCUCAUGGUGAAGGCAAUGGCCAGUUCAAUGCUCCUACUGGUGUGGCUGUAGAUGCCAACGGAAACAUCAUUGUCGCUGACUGGGGUAACAGCAGAAUACAGGUGUUUGACAGCACAGGCUCCUUCUUAUCUUACAUUAACACAUCAGCAGACCCGCUGUACGGCCCCCAGGGCCUCGCCCUCACCUCAGAUGGACAUGUGGCUGUUGCCGACUCCGGCAACCACUGCUUUAAAGUUUACAGAUAUCUGCAGUAGGCUGAGGGAAGACAUUCGCCAACACAACUCCUGCUUAGACUUCACAUACUGCUUGUGGACAUAGAGCUGCAAUGUGCCUGCACACUUUUCAGUGGCUCCAAGUUCUACAUGUUCAUUUCCUUUUAAUUUUGUCUGUACAUACUUUAGAAGAUCUAUACAGAAUCACAAUCAGGUUUUAACAUACAAGGAAUUUGCCUUAGUAUAUUGGUGCAUAAUAAUAAACAAAGCAUGAGAAAAAUAAAAAUAAAGAUGAAAGCAAGUACUGAAAGUCAAGAAGCAUAAAUAGAAAAAAAAGGAAACUGACAGUAACAUAUGAUAAAAUAUUGUAAGGACAACAAAAGAGAAUAUAAUAAUAAUAAAACAACCCAAACACAAAAAACCAAGUGUAAUUCAAAUGUUUUUUAGGACAAUAUGAGCUAGUUAUUCCAAAAAAUAUUGAAAUUAUUGGAAGAAGUAACAUGAAUUCCCAAUCUGAGAGAAAAUAAAUCCUAUCCCAAGACUAUCCUGAUGAAAUAAUGUUUAAAAUAGUGACUAAGGAAUAAACAAAUUUUGUAAUUAGCUCAUUUCCUAUCUGAUAACCCACGGUCUUUCUUCUUUAAACUUUCAAAACAAAUCAAAAGGUGUUUCAGCUCUAUGUCUCACUAGUAGGACCUUACUAGAUAGCCUGCCAGUUACAAAGUUGGUGAUACACUGCAAUUUAUUUGGGAAAUUCAAAUGGCAGCAACCAGCAAACAAAGCGAGAUAGAAGGGGAAGCCUACUACCUGGUGAUGCUUUGUGAUUGAACAAUGCUCAGGCCUUUCCUUGAACACUGUUGCAUGUCACUGCACUCCAAAAAAAAAUCGACCCUGUCGUCACUGCCUUCAGUUUCUCACCGGUGAACACAACAGAACACAUGCAGGAAUGUGUUAUUCUCAUUCUGCACCUUAGCAGUCUGACAAGAUCCCUGCACAUGGAUACAGGGGUUGUUUUUUUUUUCUUUUCAUCCCUUAGAUAAGAGUGAUAUGCAAGUUUUUUUUUGUUUUGGUACCCAAAGACAAGCAUCAAGAAGCACAACAGUUAAUCCCACAACAAGGUUUCCGAACACAUACGAAUCAGCUCUUCAACAUUAAGUUCACUCCCUUCUAGCUAAUCUUUCUCUUCUAUUAACCAAAACAAACUUCAUAUAUCUAACCCCACUAGUUCUUGCACUUUCGUGUAUUCAUAUCUACAACCUAAUGUAGUUGUACAUAUGCAUAUUUAGGUGUAUAUAUGGAUUUGAUGUCCAUGUUAUUUCACUAUAUAGCCUACGUAUUCCGACACUUAAUGAAUCGAGGAUUUCAACACUGGACCAUAAUGCUCACACAGUAGAACGUAAUGCCAAGUAGUAGCCAACUGAAUGACUUGCAAGCAUCAAUGGAACUAAGUUGUAUACACAUUAUUUGCUGUGUUUUAUUUUUUCAAAGGACUUAAUUUAUUUUUUAUUUUAUUUUCUACAUGAUUUGUUCUACAAAUUAUUUUUCUAAUUGGUGCAUUUGAACUGUCUCCUCUUUGCCAAACAUCGUUGUACAUAGGCCUUGUAACUUGUAGCACUGAAAGCCGCUCUCCCUCUCUCUCUCGCCUCUUCCCAGAGCUCACAUCCAGUUAAACAGUAACUUUUCCUUCUGCCAAAACAUAUUGUUGUAAGUUGUUGUUGAACAUUGCACAAAAUACAAAUAUUAUAAGAGUAAUAUAGUUUGCAAGAGUAAUAUAUGCCUCUGUGUAUAGUUAUCAUUUAACAUAAUCAUAAAGUAUACUGUAUAUUACAAUCAUAUUCUUGUUGUAGCUGACAAGCACCUUUUAUCAUGGAUUUUUGUAUUCAUUUGCUUGGUAGUUCAGUGUUUUGAAGGUUUAAUGUGUGGAGGAACACAACACCAGCUAACACGCAGUGACAGAGAACAUUUUUCAUCUGCAUUAUGAAUAAACUGUCUGUCCCCGAUAAUUAAUGUGUAAUUCAUUCUGUCCUUCCAUCGGCAUUUCCAGUUUAUUGGAAAGCUCUCUGUAAUGACCGAUUUAGUUGACUUGCCUCCUCCAUCAAUUGGACCCCAUGUGUUACUAUGUUUUAUUUUGUUUUUUAUGUUUGUCUGUCACUGUAACUGACCUAACUCAUGUCUGUGUGAAAUAAAGGAAGCACAUAAAUGAAAGACUGUCAACCAUCUCGUGUAGCCCACUGUAUACUAGAAGAGGCCAGUCUUACAAGAAGUACCACACACACGCCACACAUUUAUGUAAUCAAGGCAAAUAUAUGAUUGUAAAUAUUAAAGAAUGACACUAUGAACUGUU